This is a messenger RNA of Menidia menidia (Atlantic silverside), 801 nucleotides long. Lineage: Eukaryota; Metazoa; Chordata; Actinopteri; Atheriniformes; Atherinopsidae. The record is from the annotation of a GenBank genome assembly.
AUGAACAAAAAUGACUUUUUCUUGCCAGAUUGUGAAGGAAAGGAUUAUAGUGGAGCUCAGACCUCCUCUUCCUCGCCCUCCUCUUCCUCCUCCUCCUCUACCUCCUCUCAGCCGGGGGCCAGGCGAGCGUCGCAGGACUUCCUGGGCCGGUUUGCCCAGGUGAACGCCCCCAACAGCGGGGACCGUAAACACCGCGACGCCAGCGCCGUCCUGCCGUUCAUCGGCCUCACCAACAGUGCCGAGCAGAGUCGCAGCUGCUGUAAGAAUGGAGGAACCUGCAUCCUGGGCAGCUUCUGUGCCUGCCCUCCGUUCUUCACCGGCAGGAGCUGCGAGUACGACACGCGCCACAGGAUGUGUGACUUUAUUCCUCACGGUGAGUGGGUCCAGAAGGGCUGCUCCUACUGUCGCUGUGGUUACGGCGUCCUACACUGCUUCCCUCACGUCUUCCACAAAGACUGCGGUGAGAUUCCUUUUUGCACUCCACCUUUCCCCAGCAGAGCCGUUGCACAGAUUUGUGACAGACAGAAGCUGAAGUGGUUCUGGGAGCAGAAGAUCGUCCAGCACGGCCGGCAGAUGGACCUGGAGGAGCACCGCGUGAGGAGCAGCGCGCUCGCAAGACUACGGGAGCGGUGGGUUUACUGCCUGGAUCAGAGGAACCAGCAGCAGCAAGAUUUCUUCGAGGAGAGAAUGAGAAAAGUACAGAGGGUUCAGCAGCAUUCACCCUGACUGAACUUCCCCGAGGCUCAUUAUGAAGCCCGUUCACACAGCCAGGCUCUGACUCUGUGGAGCUCAUCUGGUUAA